AUGACUGCAGUCCUCAUGAAUUCUCUCCUCCUCGCCCUCCGCCUCUCAUCUUGGAUGACUUCUUUCCUCGGAAUGAGAGUGCUUCGUGCAGCCAAGGACCUCAAGACCCACCUUCAGCCAUGGAUAGCGAACUUGACCCCGAAGAGAUCCUCAAUGCAGCUGAUGCUCUCCUGCAAGAAUGUGGCAUUCCCGCCCAAUCAGUUUACCAAGAUAUGGAGCAAGACGACAUGCUGCAGAAGGCCAUGCCGCAUGCAUCGCAACAGUGGAGCGACUCGGAACUGGCUUUUUACCAGUAAAGCUGCCGUGUUUGAAAUCUUGAUAAUGGAUGAACUGACGAAUUUCUUGAUUAGAUCAAUUGUGGUUGAUAAACGUGAUGCGGUGAAGCACGAUGAAGGUCUGAAGGAGCAUUUUGAAGAGCUCAACUUCUACCGGAGCAUCAUCGCAAAAGAAGAAGAAUUGAAACAGCAAGAGGGCCAACUGACUGAGGAAUCAGGACCAAGUCCAAUCAAGAAGAAACCGGAUGGAUUCUUUAUUGAGCAAGAAAUUGACAGCAAGGGAAGAAUACGAGUGAAGCAAGAUUCGGUGUUGAUGCCGAGCAUCGACUCGCAGCAUGACUUAUUCAUGGUCGAUGGAGUGCUUGUGAAUGCCUUGGGUGAGGAAGUGCAGCCGGUGAAGGGCUCGCAAGAUCACUCGCAGGUUGUUGCUCCUCAGACAAUGUCUGCGACAAGGAUCUCAAGGGAAGAGGAUGGGUCCAAUUCUGAUGAUGAUCUCUCGCUUCCAUGGCAAGUCCCAGCAGAGGUGGCAGAGAAGGUCAAGGAUAAAAGCAGGACAGACGUGAUGGAAGAGUACAACAAGCGGCUGCAGAUGCAAGCGACACAGAAGGCUCUCAAAGCAGGGAUCUUCGCUGGUGCGGCAGAGACUGGCUGGCAUGGAACAUGGCUCCAAACCAUCACCGACUUCAGUUGA
Molecule: messenger RNA, 966 nt
Organism: Guillardia theta CCMP2712
Lineage: Eukaryota; Cryptophyceae; Pyrenomonadales; Geminigeraceae
Exons: 9
Coding region: 1-966 (321 amino acids)
Source: RefSeq, a predicted model, not a curated record